This is a messenger RNA of Suillus bovinus, 1654 nucleotides long. RefSeq lists its product as uncharacterized. The transcript has 4 exons. The record is from RefSeq and is a predicted model, not a curated record. Lineage: Eukaryota; Fungi; Basidiomycota; Agaricomycetes; Boletales; Suillaceae. Bases 343 to 1539 code for a protein of 398 amino acids.
GCCAGAGUCUGACUCGAAGUAGUACUGAAAAUAUUGUAGUGGGGGGGGACACGGUUGACGAAAAGGGAAUCAGUCCUUUAGUACGUAUGGUAGGGAUGUGGAUAGGUGGAAAGAAGACUCGAAUUGAACUAGAUUUUUGUGAGUACCAGGAAAAGGUCUUAAAUGGCCUACUAGUAGUAGUGGUGGUGCCGAAGCCCUUCAGCGAGAUCGCCCUUCUAUAGUUCCACAGGAGUCCAGGCCCGCACUGACUACAUUUGUAACAAGAAAUUAUAACAAAAAGAAAUAUUUCCUCCUUCGAAUCUUCAUCUCGUGUCCAAUAUUUCAAUCUUCUUCGCAUCAAAAAUGCCAACAUACAACUCAAAUGUCGAUUCACCACGCGUCUUAGCUACCAUUGGUGAGCCGCAGAAAUCUUUGGACGCGAUUAUGCGCGAGAGUUCGUGCCUUCAAAAAGUCGGGAAUGUUGUUAGCUAUCGCCAGCGGCAACUUGUUGAAGAGAAGGCCACUAUCAUCCAGUCCAACACUUCGCGCAGGCAAUUUUCAUCGGCUGUGUGGCGCCUGCCAACAGAAAUACUCUCGGAAAUUUUCCUAUACUGUCUGCCCGAAGACCGGUAUUUGUCGCCCAUACCGCGGCUGGCUCCCAUACUGUUGACCACAAUAUGUCGACGAUGGAGGGAGGUUGCUGUGGGCUUUCCAAUGUUAUGGUGCAGGCUGCAGAUGCAAGCCGAGCACAAUGACUGGCAGCAGAGAGCUUUCUGCUACAGCCUAUGGCUCGAGCGAUCAGGAGGACAUCUGCUCUCGUUGAGACUCGAGUGUUACACUAACUGGAGCAAGCUACAAAGCCUGCUCCGGCCAUACAUUCAGCAAAUCUCUUUUCUCGAACUUGAAUUUUCUACUUGCAAUGGCCCCUUCAUGAUGGAAGACUUCCACGCACUCAAGGGGCUCACAAUACACCAAGACGCUAUUGAACGCUCUCUCUCGAAAUUGCCAGUGAAUUUGCGCACGCUGGACAUGACAGAUCUGUUGCUCAGCCGCAAGCAAUUAGAUUUCUUCACUGAUUGCGUGUGGGCUCAUCUCACGCAUAUCGAGGUUAACAUAACUGAACUAGACGCAUUCCCCCGCAUACUCCGUCUAUGUCCCGACCUCUCUUCUAUAAUGAUGAUGGGAAUAUUCGACCCGAUCCAAACUCCAGAAUCGAUCAUACACCCAAACCUUCAAUCAUUACAUAUAUUUGGGGAUGUAUUUUGGAGCUCAGGCGGGGAACUUGGCCUAUUCAAGGUUGUCACACUCCCUAACCUUCGCGUUAUCGAAGCUCGCCACAUGGGGUCAUGGCCACAUGAAGAAUUCAAGGCAUUUUUGACGCGGUCAAAAUGUCCCCUGGAGCGCCUGGCUUUCGGCAGUGGAGUGUCUUCAACAGAACAGCAACGAGAGGAAUACUUAACCCUUCUUCCUUCCCUCCAAUUGAUUGCAGAUACUGAUAGCAAUUUCGAUGUACACAAAUUCCUAGAAGAUCUAGCUACUCUAGACUAUGCUACUUACUAAACAGCCUCAGUUAGCGCUCGAGAGCUCAUGCCUUAUAUGGUAGGAUUUGUGCUGACAAAUAGAGCGGUAGUCCUUGAAAAACUUUGUACUUACCUACAUGUACCCAUGCGUCGGU